Ostreobium quekettii is the source of this 372-nucleotide messenger RNA. Lineage: Eukaryota; Viridiplantae; Chlorophyta; Ulvophyceae; Bryopsidales; Ostreobiaceae. The record is from the annotation of a GenBank genome assembly.
AUGGACAAGCAUCAGCUGACAUCGAUACCCAGAAAAGGUUGGCUGAUGCAAUGUGGCCGGAGGGAUAUUGUCCAUGCCAUCUAUCGCGAGGGUGGAUUCUCGUCCGUGGCUGCCCGCAUGGGCGUCGACAUGAAUCGGAAGAAACACCGACAAUGGGGCAGCAUGCAGGAAGUGGUUGAAGAGCUCAAGGCUUUCAUGGAUGCCAGCGGCUCAAAGGACAAGGGAGAGGCUGCCCACCUUCCAACACGGGCCCAGUUGGAAGGGGCUGGGCGAGCCGAUCUGGCGUAUGCUGUGCAGAAGUACGGCCAUUGUGCCCUGUCUGAGUUGGCUGGCAUGGAGCCCAGAAAGGUUGGGACGCACAACAGGGCCUGA